Talaromyces amestolkiae is the source of this 690-nucleotide messenger RNA. RefSeq lists its product as uncharacterized. The record is from RefSeq and is a predicted model, not a curated record. The coding region runs from base 1 to 690 and encodes 229 amino acids. The transcript is spliced from 3 exons. NCBI's taxonomy places the organism in Eukaryota, Fungi, Ascomycota, Eurotiomycetes, Eurotiales, Trichocomaceae.
AUGGCUUCCACUAUCGUCCUCAUUACCGGUGCCAACCGUGGCAUUGGCAAAGGAAUCCUAGAACUAUACCUCCAAAAACCAAACCACACCGUUAUCGCUGCAAACCGGGACCCGAACCAUCCAACGUCCAAGUCGCUAGACGAUCUUCCCAAGGCAGAAGGAACCUCUUUGCACGUUGUGAAAAUCGAAGCAACCUCUCCCACAGACUCGGCCGAUGCUGUCAAGGAGUUGGUGGCUGUAAAGGGUAUCGACCAUAUCGACAUUCUGAUCGCGAAUGCGGGUAUGGCUCUCGGGUGGCCCACGGUCGAGGAAGUCCAGGUCGAUGAUAUCCAGAAACAUGUUGAUGUCAACAUCUACGGUUUCCUUCGUCUUUAUCAGGCGUUUCUUCCUUUACUUAAGAAGGCCAAGGAUCCUAAAUGGGUGACUAUCGGGUCAAGCGCGGCUUUUUUGACGCAUUGGUACACCAAAGCGAUCUCCGCAGAGGCCCCUUGGUUGACCGCGUUUCCAGUCGAUCCUGGCUGGGUUCAGACAGAACUCGGUAACAGAGGCGCCCAUGCAAUAGGAGUUGAAAAGGCAGAUAUCACGGUCGAAGAAUCAACGAAAGGCAUCGUCAAAGCCAUCGAUGCAUCCACCCGCGAGACGCACAGUGGGAAGUUGUUCAAGUACGAUGGGAGUGAGGUGCCGUGGUAG